Clonostachys rhizophaga is the source of this 1512-nucleotide messenger RNA. Lineage: Eukaryota; Fungi; Ascomycota; Sordariomycetes; Hypocreales; Bionectriaceae. The record is from the annotation of a GenBank genome assembly.
AUGGACAAGGGCGAGGUCGCCGAUUUGGCUUCCUUCAAGCAUGUGGACGAUCCGUCCCAGAAUCCUGACAGCGGAGUAGCUGCGACUGACAGAUACGGCCAUGCAUUGGUGGAAUAUGACCCAGCGACCGAGAGGCAUCUUCGCAACAAGAUCGACCUCUACAUCGUGCCAAUCGUGGCCCUGCUCUAUCUUUUCUGCUUCAUUGACCGUGCAAACAUCGGCAAUGCCAAAAUCGCCGGACUCGAGAAGGACCUCGGCAUGAAGGGCUACGACUACAACGGCGUGGUCUCCGUCUUCUACGUCUCCUACAUCCUCUUCGAGAUCCCGCUCAACCUUCUCUGCAAGUGGAUGGGCCCCGGCUGGUUCAUCCCCAUCACCACCCUCCUCUUCGGCAUCGUCUCGCUGGGCACUGCCUUCGCCACCACGCUCGCCCAGCUCUCAGCGGUCCGCUUCCUCCUUGGCAUCUUCGAGGCUGGCAUGAUGCCCGGCAUCGCCUACUACCUCUCCCGAUGGUACCGCCGCUCCGAGCUGGCCUUCCGCCUGGCCCUGUACCUGGUCAUGGCCCCCCUCGCCGGCGCCUUCGGCGGCCUCCUCGCCUCCGGCAUCCUCAGCCUCGAAAAGUUCGGCUCCCUGCACUCCUGGCGCAUGAUCUUCGCCAUCGAGGGCAUCGUCACCAUCGGCCUGGGGCUCAUAGGCCUCGUCUUCCUCACCGACCGUCCCGAGACCGCCCGCUGGCUCACCCCGGAGGAGAAGCGCCUCGCCGUCCUGCGCGUCAAGUCGGAGCGCGUGGGCACCACCACCGUCCUCGACAAGAUGGACAAGCGCAAGCUCAUCCUCGGCAUCCGCUGCCCCGUCACCCUCAGCAUCGCCGUCGCCUUCAUGCUCAACAACAUCACCGUCCAGGGCCUCGCCUUCUUCCUCCCCACCAUCGUCGGCGGCAUCUACCCGCAGGCCUCCACCGUCCGCAAGCAGCUCUACACCGUGCCCCCCUACAUCGUCGGCGCCUUCUUCGUCCUCUUCCUGCCCCUCGUCAGCUGGAGGAUCGACCGCCGCCAGAUCCUCCUCAUCGGCUCCGCGCCCCUCGUCAUGGUCGGCUACUGCAUGUUCCUCGGUUCCCAGGACCAGGCCGUCCGCUACGGCGCUACCUUCCUCAUCACCAGCUCCCUCUUCGUCCUGGGUCCCCUCUCCAACGCCCAGGUCUCCGCCAACGUCGUCAGCGACACCGCCCGCAGCUCCGCCAUCGGCACAAACGUCAUGAUGGGCAACAUCGGCGGCCUCGUCAGCGGCUGGUCCUUCCUCCCCUGGGACGGGCCGGACUAUCACAUCGGCAACGGGCUGAACCUGGCCGCGGCGGGCACGGUGCUCAUCGUGUGCUCCUUGACCCUGGUGUGGAUGAACCGGGAUAACAAGAGGCGCGAUCAGCUUGACGUGGAUGCCGAGUUGAGCGGGCUGACCGAGCAGCAGAUCGAGGACUUGGACUGGAAGCACCCGGCCUUCAGGUGGCGACCAUAG